This is a messenger RNA of Mercurialis annua (annual mercury), 746 nucleotides long. Its product is annotated as heat shock 22 kDa protein, mitochondrial-like. The transcript is spliced from 2 exons. Lineage: Eukaryota; Viridiplantae; Streptophyta; Magnoliopsida; Malpighiales; Euphorbiaceae. The record is from RefSeq and is a predicted model, not a curated record. Bases 18 to 602 code for a protein of 194 amino acids.
UUUUGAAAAAAAAAAACAUGGCUUCUUCUUUAGCUCUAAAAAGACUCACCUCCUUAAGCCUCGUCCCUGCUUCUGUACGCUUUAUAAUCCGUCCAACCGCCACAUUUCCGUCGGCCUCUCGCUAUUUUAACGCCACCGCUGCUCGCCACGUCGAUGACGAUGAAAAUGCGCGUGACUCUAACGCUUAUCACAUCACCCUCUCUCACCGCACUGACGUGGACAACCUGAGCCUAGCUCAGAAGAUGAUGGAUCGGCUCAUGACGAAUCGUCCCUGCCGUGGAACCAGAAUCCGACGUGGCUGGGAGCUCCAUGAGACUGACGAUGCUCUGAAUCUGCGCAUUGAGAUGCCAGGUCUAGCUAAGGAAGAUGUGAACGUUUCCAUGGAGCAGAAUACUCUGGUCAUUAAAGGUGAAGAGCCGAAAGAAUCGGGUCGAGAUGAAGAGAGUGGCAAGAAAUACUGUGGUAAGUUUGAUCUGGUGCCGGAGAAACUUUACAAGGGUGGUGAGAUUAAAGCUGAGAUGAAGAACGGUGUGCUGAAGGUUGUUGUGCCUAAGGUGAAGGAGGAAGAGAGGGGUAAUGUGGUACAUGUUAAGGUUGAGUAGAAUGAAAAAAAGUUAGGGUUUCUAUUUUGGGGAAUAGUUAGAUGGUGUAAAGUUGAUGAGUAGACUAGAGCAGAAUAUCUUGGAUCUUAAUGGUUUUUAAGUGCUUGCUAAUUUCUAAUCAAGUAGUAUUAUAUUUUAGUUUAA